Spathaspora passalidarum NRRL Y-27907 is the source of this 518-nucleotide messenger RNA. RefSeq names its product Hht21p (gene HHT21). Gene Ontology annotation, molecular function: protein heterodimerization activity; DNA binding; structural constituent of chromatin. The record is from RefSeq and is a predicted model, not a curated record. Bases 27 to 437 code for a protein of 136 amino acids. The transcript has a single exon. Gene Ontology annotation, biological process: rRNA transcription. Gene Ontology annotation, cellular component: nucleosome. NCBI's taxonomy places the organism in Eukaryota, Fungi, Ascomycota, Pichiomycetes, Serinales, Debaryomycetaceae.
CAUCAACUUUAUAUUACAUAUUCACAAUGGCUAGAACCAAACAAACAGCUAGAAAAUCCACUGGUGGUAAGGCUCCAAGAAAACAAUUAGCUUCCAAGGCUGCUAGAAAGUCUGCUCCAUCUACCGGUGGUGUCAAGAAGCCACACAGAUAUAAGCCAGGUACCGUCGCUUUAAGAGAAAUUAGAAGAUUCCAAAAGUCUACUGAAUUAUUAAUCAGAAAAUUGCCAUUCCAAAGAUUGGUUAGAGAAAUUGCCCAAGAUUUCAAGACUGAUUUAAGAUUCCAAUCUUCUGCUAUUGGUGCUUUACAAGAAUCCGUUGAAGCUUACUUGGUUUCCUUAUUCGAAGACACUAACUUAUGUGCUAUCCACGCUAAGAGAGUUACCAUCCAAAAGAAGGAUAUCCAAUUAGCUAGAAGAUUAAGAGGUGAAAGAUCUUAGGUGUACGGUUAUUUAAUUCAUAUUUGCUUUUUAAUUCAUGUAUUACUUUAUAGUUCUUUUUAAUGUACAUUAGAUAUUUUG